This is a messenger RNA of Colletotrichum gloeosporioides, 1071 nucleotides long. RefSeq lists its product as uncharacterized. The record is from RefSeq and is a predicted model, not a curated record. Lineage: Eukaryota; Fungi; Ascomycota; Sordariomycetes; Glomerellales; Glomerellaceae. The transcript has 2 exons. Bases 1 to 1071 code for a protein of 356 amino acids.
AUGGGUAGCAUCGUUCGUUCCCCCAGCCCCAAGGGCCUCCGCUUUCUGAUAUCACUCCUCUUCAUCCAAGCGGCCGUCAUCAGUGCUUCUCCCACCCCAACAGUGGACGGUGAAAGCGCCAAUUACAUCAACUCCUUGCAGCGUGAGCCUCUUAGCAAGCGAGUACAAGGACAGUUCCGAGACUUCCCUAGCGACUACAAUGGUCGUGUUGAGAAAGGGACCUACCUCAAGUCACUUUUUCCGCUCGGCGACUCGGCGGCAAAGCAGCAGAACAGCGGAGUCACCGUCGCCACGCCGUGGCAGGAUCCCAAUGCUGUUGCACGCUGGGGAUGGACUCGCCAGAUGACCUGGGCCCCCUUCAACACCGAGGACACCGGCGCGGACUCCGACUUCGACUCUGACUCCGACGAUUACGACGAGUUCGACACAUCUCCAGGGUUCGGAAACCUCUUGGAUGUCACAUUCGCGGACCCACGUUAUCCAGUCGACCCAGCAGAGAAUGGGCUAUCCACCUACAUGCACGCGAAUAAUUUCUACAAGCGCGACGGUAGUGUUGGAAGUGCAACGGGUGCUUCUUACCAGAACGUCCUCAACCCAAGAUCGGGCGCCAUUCUCUUUGACAGAAACUUCAGCCCUCGCUUCCAAAUAGAGAAGAACGGCGUUGGGGAUGUCCCUGACCUGGAGCAGCUGUCUGAUAUUAUUUACUUCCAGUGGCUCGAGGCUUGCCAGACGAAGGGCGUUCACCCGAGCAACGUCAGGCUCAUCUACCGCGUCAAUGUUACCUAUCGCCCUAGUUUCAACAUCGUCUUGCAGGCUUUGUACAAUAAGGGACAUCAGUUUGUACCGGGAUGGAACAACAGGGUGACACUCUCGAUGGACACGGAUGAGGGCCUUGCCAUCCUUGGUAGCACCCAUGGUGCUGGUGCAGCGUUGUUCCUUAUACAACACAAGGCCGCCCUUGGUAACAAGAGGAUCACAGAGGUCACGGUCUGGGGAGGCUCGAGAGGGUUUGCGUUCAACGCAGACCCAGAGUAUGCGGGUCUGAACCUAAGGUUUACAGUCUCAGACUAG